Stylonychia lemnae is the source of this 2211-nucleotide messenger RNA. Lineage: Eukaryota; Ciliophora; Spirotrichea; Sporadotrichida; Oxytrichidae. The record is from the annotation of a GenBank genome assembly.
AUGGGAAAUUGCUGUAGCGGUAAUGCCAAUGAGGGUGAAAUUUAAAUGAAACACGGCCCUAACUACUAGAAAUUAAACACUAUGCUCUUUGAUGAUAGAGAAGUACUUGGACUUAAAGGACAAGACAAGAUGAAAAUUAUUAUUAGAAUUCAGGCAUUAUUUAGAGGUGCUUUAUCAAGAAGAAGAGUUGAACAGAGGUAUGGAUUCAAAAUUAAAACUAUGGGUGGCCAUAGUUAUGGUGUCAAUACACCUAAUUACUCUAACCUAAAAGUGCAAGAAAUCAAGGAAAGGCUUGGGCCAUUCAAGUAUGGCAACAGCACUGACAAUGAUGGAGUCAAAAGAAAGAAGAGAGCUUUGAUUACUCUCGAAAACGGAGCUAGAUAUGAAGGAGAGUGGAAUGAAGAAACUAAUAAAAGGGACGGAAAAGGCUAUCAAAUUUGGGCUGAUGGAUCCCUGUAUGAAGGAUACUGGAAAAAUGAUAAAGCAAAUGGAAGAGGAAGACUUAUUCAUGCUGAUGGAGAUGUUUAUGAGGGUGAUUGGAAAGAUGAUAAAGCUCAUGGAUAUGGAAAAUAUAUGCAUACUGAUGGAGCAUAAUACGAAGGUCAGUGGAAAGAAGACAAAUAGCAUGGACAUGGUAAAGAAACUUGGCCAGAUGGUGCUUGCUAUGAGGGAGAUUAUGUCGAUGGAAAAAAGGACGGUCAUGGUAAAUUCAAGUGGGCUGAUGGAUCUACUUAUGAAGGGCAAUUUUCUGAUAAUAAUAUUCAUGGUAGAGGUGUAUACAUCUGGGCUGAUAACAGAUGCUAUGACGGUCAAUGGAUGAAUAAUAAAAUGCAUGGUAAAGGAGUUUUCACAUGGGCUGACGGAAGAAGAUAUGAAGGCGAUUACUUUGACGAUAAAAAGCAAGGUAGAGGAGUCUUCAUUUGGCCAGAUGGCAGAAAGUACGAUGGAGAAUGGUACAAUGGUAAGCAACACGGAGAAGGCAUCUACCACACAUCUAAACAGGAAGUAAAGAAAGGAGAAUGGAAAGAAGGAAAAAGGAUCUCUAAUAGAUUUGUAGAUUCGAUCACCAAAGAUUUCACUGACAACCUCAGAAAUUUGAAUGAAAGAGAUGUUGAGCUCGAUCACCUUAAGACCACAGUGAUUGCUUUGAAUGAGAAAGUUGAGGUGAUAAGAGAUCUUGAGUAAGAUGUUGUGAAUGCUCAGGGUGUAUCUCAAGACUCAGAGAAGAAGAGAGUUGAGUUACAGAUCCACAUUAAGGAGACCAGCAUUAGAAUCCAGCAAACAUCAGUUGAGAACAAAACUUUCUAAGAUUCCGUUAUUAAUGAGAACACUAGACUUCAAGAAGAGUGCAAGAAGCUUAGAGAAGCUGUUGUACAGAAAGAGAAGUAAUUAAUUGAUACUGUUAACAGACUUGAAAGAGAGAAGAUGGACAUUAAGUCCCAACUUGAGAAGGAAAAGAUGGAUCAGCAACUAAGAUACGAAGCUCUGCUCUCUGAGAGAGAUACUAAGAUUAAAUGGCAAACAGAAAUCAUCCUUCAACUACAACAAAAGGUCCUCGAACAAGAAUAAAUCAUCAGACUCAAUGCCGAUAUUGCAGACCAACUUAAGAUUCAACUUGCCCUUAACAGACAACAAGACGAACAAAAGAAGAAACUUCAAAAGGAAUUAGAAACUGCUUCUGAUUACAUUCUUGCUCUCGAAGAUAAAGUAUACAAAGCCAAUAAAACCUCUCUUGAGCUAUUAAGACAAUUGAAAGAUGCUGAGAUUGAAAUUGAAACCUUGAAGAAUUAUAUCAUUGAACUUAAGCAAAGAAUCGCUGUAUAUAUCCCAAUGAAGGACGAUGUCAUUGAUAAGAGACUUGCUGAAUUCAUCAACAAUUACCCAGAUAGACAGAAGCUCAAGAUCAUGUUCAUGAGAGAAAGUGAGGGUGUCUACUAAUUCGGAUCCAAAAGAGUAGCUGUUAGAGUUGACAAGGACAAGAUUAACAUCCGUGUUGGAGGAGGUUAUCUAUCUAUUGAUGAGUUCUUGGAUCAAUAUACCCCAGCUGAACUUGAAAAGAUGGAAAGAAAAGAUCCUCUCAAGAAAUUCAGUGAGAAAAUUGCCAUCCAAAAGACCUUAGUAGGCAAAGAACUCAGAGAGAACUCCCCUAUCAGAGGAGGCGGAUCACCAACUUAGUCCCCAACCAGAUCACCCACCAGAAAAGCUCAGUGA